Scatophagus argus is the source of this 4795-nucleotide messenger RNA. It is a transcript of the gene fzd5, whose product is annotated as frizzled class receptor 5. Gene Ontology annotation, molecular function: Wnt receptor activity; Wnt-protein binding. Bases 796 to 2553 code for a protein of 585 amino acids. NCBI's taxonomy places the organism in Eukaryota, Metazoa, Chordata, Actinopteri, Scatophagidae. The record is from RefSeq and is a predicted model, not a curated record. Gene Ontology annotation, cellular component: plasma membrane. The transcript has a single exon. Gene Ontology annotation, biological process: non-canonical Wnt signaling pathway; canonical Wnt signaling pathway.
AGCUUCAGACGGACUUUAUUCUGUCCUGGGGCUCAGUGAAGGCUGCUGCUGCACGCCGCUGUGCGCGAGAACACGGGAUAAGUUUUUACUGUGAGGACUACUUCGGAUUAUUGUUGUAUUUCAUUUCGUUCACCCGCAAAGGCAACAAUUAUGACACUUAUGAAACUUUGGAAACAAAAAAAGCGAACGUGUCUGAACGUCGCUUUCAUGUCACUGAGGGAAUAAACGCGAGAGGAGACGUCAAGUGGAUUUUACACAUCGUGCUCCGAACGCACAGACCGGAGAAUUUAAAAUAUUUUCUUCAACUGCUGAAUUGUGAUUUUUGUCCUGUCACAUUUUCCUGGACAGCCUUCACUCUUGUGCCACCGACUGUGAGUCUCACGGUACGACUUUUGUCUGGCGUUUGCGACCUGCCGGGAACAAACGUGGCUGGUGAAAAUAUUACAGGGUCGUUAAAUUUAUUGGAACGUGACCACCGGAGAUGAACUUUCUUCGUACUGCUUGAGGGAGCUCCUGGUGAAUGAUUGACAGCAGAGGCUCGCCUCGCGCUCCGUGGACCUUUACUGACAAACUGGAUUUACUGUCAGCAUUUCAACUUGUUUUGCUUUAAUCGUUAAGAGUCUGAAAAGUGCUUGGAGCAGAAUGAAACUCGGGUCCUGAUCUAUCCAGCAGAGGAAGAAUGUUUCCAGGUUUCCGAGAUGAAUUCAUGAAGUAAAAAGAAACCGCCUUUCAUAUUUCUUCUGGUAUUAAUGACUAAAUUAAUCACUCUAAAACAAUAAAAUAUUUGUUUUCUAUAUGGCAUCUACGGUGAGGCACGCACCGUGCAGCCCGGUGGACCCGCGGCCCCUCGUGCUGCUGCUGCUGCUGCUGCUGCUUCGGUGUCCUGGUCUCACAUCAGGAGCCUCCAAGGAUCUGGUGUGUGAACCCAUAACUGUGCCCAUGUGCAAGGGCAUCGGCUAUAACCUGACUUACAUGCCCAAUCAGUUCAACCAUGACACCCAGGAGGAGGUGGGGCUAGAGGUGCACCAGUUCUGGCCCCUGGUUCGGAUCCGCUGCUCUCCAGACCUGCUCUUCUUCUUGUGCAGCAUGUACACGCCGAUCUGUCUGCCUGACUACCGCAAGCCACUGCCACCCUGCCGCUCCGUGUGUGAACGGGCCAAACGAGGAUGCUCCCCUCUGAUGAGCCAGUAUGGAUUCGAGUGGCCCGAGAGAAUGAGCUGCGAACAGCUGCCCCAGCUGGGUGACGAGACCCUGUGCAUGGACCAGAACAGCAGCGAGACUACCACACUUGCUCCGCCGUUCCCCAAACCCACUCCUAAAGGCCGAACCAGACCCCCCAGCCCUCCACAGUGUGACGGGGAGUGCCGCUGUCGAGAACCCUUGGUCCCCAUCAAGAGGGAGUCCCACGCUCUGUACAGUCAAGUCCACACCGGCACUGUUCCCCACUGCGCCCAGCCCUGCCACCAGCCGUACUUCUCAGCUGAUGAACGUGCCUUCACCAGCUUCUGGGUGGGACUUUGGUCGGUGCUGUGCUUCGUCUCCACCUUGACUACUGUUGCCACCUUUCUCAUUGACAUGGAACGCUUCAAGUACCCAGAGAGGCCCAUCAUCUUCCUGGCCGCUUGCUACCUCUUCGUCUCUUUGGGUUACAUAAUCCGCCUGGUGGCUGGUCAUGAGCGAGUGGCGUGUGGCACCAGCAGCAGUGUUGGUGGUGACCAGUUGUACAUCCUUUAUGACACCACUGGCCCUGCUCUCUGCACCCUCGUCUUCUUGUUGGUGUAUUUCUUUGGCAUGGCCAGCUCCAUCUGGUGGGUGGUCCUGUCCUUCACCUGGUUUCUGGCUGCAGGGAUGAAGUGGGGCAGUGAGGCCAUCGCAGGAUACUCUCAGUAUUUCCACCUCGCCGCCUGGCUCAUUCCCAGUGUCAAGACCAUCAUCGUCCUGGCUCUGAGCUCUGUGGAUGGAGACCCUGUGGCUGGAAUCUGCUAUGUGGGGAACCAGAGUCUGGAGAAUCUGAGGGGAUUUGUACUUGCACCUCUCGUGGUUUACCUCUUCACUGGUUCACUCUUCUUACUCGCCGGCUUUGUUUCUCUCUUUCGCAUCCGAAGCAUCAUCAAGCAAGGUGGCACCAAGACAGACAAACUGGAGCGGCUGAUGAUCCGCAUCGGGCUCUUCACAGUGCUGUACACUGUCCCCGCCACCAUUGUGGUGGCCUGCCUGGUCUAUGAGCAGUACUACCGGCCCGGCUGGGAGCGAGCCUUGGCCUGCUCCUGCUUGUCUGAGCGCCAGCAUUCGGGCGUGGGCCCAGACUACGCCAUCUUCAUGCUCAAGUACUUCAUGUGCUUAGUGGUGGGCAUAACCUCAGGAGUCUGGAUUUGGUCCGGAAAAACCCUGGAGUCCUGGAGGAGGUUUGUGGCUCGAUGCUGCCCCUGCUGGCUGCAGAAAGCCACUGCUCCACCCUCGAUGUACAGUGAGGCCAGCACUGCUUUAACUGGACAUACAGGAACUGGACUGACAUCAGGGAUCUACCAUAAAGCUGUGCCAUCCCAUAUAUGAACUGAGUGGCACAGUGACUGGUGUCCAUACUGUUUGUACAGUCAGCUCUGUGGAUGCUCGGAAAUAAACUAAAGUAUCCAAAGACCCAGAAUGUGAGUGCAGGCAAACAUCUACAGGACUGCCUGCUUGUGUAUCCUGGGCUGAGAAUUUCAUCUGUCACAAACUAAUUGAGACAAGGUGAAACACAAUGAGCCAAAAGAUUGGAGUGUAGAAAGAGUGUAAAAAGGGAAAAAUAAAAGCAACCUGAGUAAUUGGAAUUUAAAGAAACUCUAUCCCAGAAUAUUUAUAAGAGAGUUUGACUUCUGUGGAAAGUGACUCCAACAUCUGAGACUGCUUUUCUAAAUGGUCAAGCUGAAACAGCUGACCAAACCUGACAUUUAGCGAGAAACGCCCACAGAGUUACAUGGAUCCAUGAUGGAAUCACACAUGCUUCUUCCUAUUUGCUUAUCCUGACCACUGAGAACAUAUUUAUUUAUGUACAUAUUGUAUAAUUUUUCUGUAAAAAAAAAAAAGAUAAUUAGGUGUAUAGUGUGAAAUGUUUAGUAUGUAACCUACCACUGCUACAAGCUAAGUGUCCAACACAGAGAAACAGAUCUUGUCUGAUCUGAAUUGUGCAAACUUGUACAUAAAUGUGCUGUUUCUUGUCAGUGUUUGAGUGUGAUAUCUUGUGUGUUUUGUUUGAUUACAAAGUAAAAAAGGCCUGAGAAAUUGUCUUUGUGAAAUUAAACAAAAAAAAGAAUUCAUUAGUGAUAGUGGAUAUGGUUGUAACCUGAGCUGUUGUCAGUUUGCAUCACACUUAAAGUCCCUGAAGUAUGUCUCUGAAUAGUGAACCAGAUGCGUCCUUGUUAUGUGAGCUAAAAGGCAGCAUUCAGGUUAAAGCUGAAGGAUGAAGCUGAUCAUGGCCUUUACUCCCAUCUGCUGGUUCACAGUGGAACUGUUCCCUCCUUGUUCUCCACAUCAGGGGCUCUCAAAUCAGGACCACCAGACAGAUCAGCAUUAGACCACAGACCCUCAGCUGAAGGUUUUGUACCAAGACUGUCCAGAUGAAGGUAUUGAUUACUGAACAUUACUGUCAUAGACUGAUGUUUAAUUGAUUAAACUAUCAACAGAAAUCUGAUUCCACUACUUUGUGGUAUUUUAUAGACCAAACAAAUACUCAAAAAACAAUUAAAUUAAUAAAGAAAAUAAUUAAUUUUUGCAGCCAUACGUGUUGUUUAACAGCAGUGAGAGUCAAACACACAAUAUUUACUUAUUGCAUCAUUUUCAUACAUCCGAUUAAUGAGAAAAUUUCCUUAUUUAGCCGAAAACAGACAGCUUGUAUUAAAUCAUACACAUAAAGUUGUACAAGACAGAAUAUAUAUUUUUUUCUGGCUCGACCUUCUAAAUCUUGUAAAUUCAAUAUUUUGGGAGGUUUGAACUGAUGGUUGGGCAAAACAAGCACUUUGAACAUUUGUCAUUAUUUCAGAAAAUGUAUAACAUAAACAUGCAUUUGGAUGAUGCUGCUUUUCAUCACAGUUGGUGUAUUGACAUUAUCCACAUAAAUCUGUACAGAGACGUAACCCUGCAAAUCAGUUCCACAGAACAAAAAUCACAGCAGGGGACUGUGGUCUAACACGAAUCACCUGUUUUUAGGGGUCUUGACAACAGAGACCAGGGAACCUCCUGUCAGAGGUCGCCGUUACUGUUUCUGAUGGGGGCACAAGUAUACAAAUCAACUGUUAAUGUAACCUAAAUGGACUAAAUGUCUGAGAUUUGGUCAAAUGAGGCACAUGUAAAGCUUUGGUUUACUGCUCCCUCCCUCCCUUCCUGCCUUGAUGCUCUGUGAUAUUUUCAUAUGUUGUCAGCAGGUUGUGUUAUUUAGACUACUGGGUGUCCACAUGCUAGUUGAAAUCUCUAAUUUAUUAGGCUGAUUUGUGGGAGUGAAUGUGAUCGUGUGAGUGAUGAUGGAUGCAGUUAGUUUUGGUAAAGACUGACAUUUUAUUUGUUUAUUUGUUCGAGUGUAAAUCUGCUGUCAUAUUGAUAGAGUUCCUCAAAGGAUAUAAGAAUAUUGUAGAUUUUGAUUCACUGUGGAAUUAAAACUGAGUUGAUCUCAAGUUUGGUGCAUGUGUCAUCUACAUCUGUGUGUUUCUGUACAUCUGCAAUAUGCUGUAUUCACCUUUACUGAGGUAUCUGGGAGUUAAGAGCACGAUAGCCUUCAGUCCAGUGGAUCCAAUUAACAAGAAUAAAGAUGUGUGGAUCAGUC